Messenger RNA from Ascoidea rubescens DSM 1968, 3900 nucleotides. RefSeq lists its product as uncharacterized. Bases 142 to 3708 code for a protein of 1188 amino acids. The record is from RefSeq and is a predicted model, not a curated record. Gene Ontology annotation, cellular component: RNA polymerase II, holoenzyme. Gene Ontology annotation, molecular function: RNA polymerase II complex binding; ubiquitin binding. Gene Ontology annotation, biological process: mRNA 3'-end processing. NCBI's taxonomy places the organism in Eukaryota, Fungi, Ascomycota, Saccharomycetes, Ascoideales, Ascoideaceae. The transcript has a single exon.
ACUUAUCAACUUCUUUUCCCUAACUCUCUUUCAAUUUAUUAAAAUACAAUCUUCUCCUUUUCUUCUCCUCAAAAAGAAAAAUCCUGCCUGUUUUAAUAAAUCCUAUAUAUAUACCUCUCACAAACCAAUUUCAGCACACCAAUGUCUGAGCAAAUUCAAUCAACUUCUAGGCCAAGGAGGUCUAGAGGUGCUUUCAGAAACCACUCAAAGCGUUUCAACAACAACACCAACAACAACAACACCAAUAACACAAAUAGCCCAAACUUGAAUAAUAAUGAUAGCAGUAAUCUUGACGGUUCUACGAUUAUUAGUAGCACAAACAGUUAUUCUAAUCAUUCCCACCAAAACCACUCAACCUACUCGAACUACUCAAAAUAUUCCUACAGCAACAAAUACAAAUCCUCCUUCUCCUCCUCCUCUUCCUCCUCAAAUAAAUUGGAUUUGCAAACUAAACAAAAUUUGGAUUACUUAACUGAAAUGUUCCCCGAUUGGUCAAAUGACGACUUGUUAGAUGCUUUAGCUGAAACUUCAAACAACCUCACAGAAACUGCAAACUUGAUUGUUAUAGGUAAAAUCAAAAAGUGGGACGAGGUUAAAAAACCCUCCAAGGAAAAAAAACACAUCAAAGACGAUCAAUCCUCCUCUCAAGACUCAAUUAACAACUCGAACAAUAAUAGCACUGAUAUAUCCUCUAUCCAAGACUCAAAACACGCUUCUCAUCACCAAUCUAAUGGUUCCUCUUCAAACGACCAUCACCACCACUCCACCUCCAAUAAUACUUCAAAUAGCAACGCUAAUAAUACCUACUCCGAAAAACCUCGUUUUAAGACAAAUGAAAAAUUUCAUAAUAAAUCAAAGACUUUCAAUAGGAAAACAAACAAAGGUCAAUCCCAAUCUGCUGCUUCUGCUUCUGUUUCUGCUUCAUCGUCUACUACACCUUCUGUCGCUCCUCAAAUACCACAACAGUCCCCUCCUAAAAAUUCUUGGGCUGCUGCUUUAUCCAAAUCAGAUAAAAAAAUCUCAAAAUCCGUUCCCCAAAAAUCUCUUGCAAACAAAUCAAUACAAAAAAAGGAUAUACCAUCAAAGGAACAACAACAACAACAACAACAAAAACUGGAAAAACAAAAAGAAUCUCAACAAUCAGAUUCUCCCUCAAACGAAUCAGAACAAAAAUCAGGCUCGAAUAACGGCUUAAAAUCUCAAGAUUCCGAAGUACAAAUACCACAACUUAAAUCCAAACCUCAAUCUUCCGAAAAGGAUCAACCACAAUCCGAAAAACAAUCUGACAAACAACCCAAAAAACCAACACUAAAACCAAGCUCAACUCCCGUAUUACUAAAAAAGACUUGGGCUUCUGUCGUUGCUCCAAAACCUCCUGUUAAGAAAAUCCUCACAAAACCAAAAGCUAUACUAAAACACGAUGCUCCAGCACCCGAUACUACUGUUUCUACUACAACUAUUAUCACAACCACCACUACUGACGCCGCUGCUGCUGCUUCUACUUCCACCAUAACCAAUGAUCAAUCAAGCGCCACUUCUACCGAUGCUACAUUCUCAACUACCACCACAACUACUACCACUUCUGACAUUCAGGAAAUUAUAACAGAAAAGAUAACUACCGCUGUUGCUGAUGACGCUAAAAAUGAAAUUCCAGUGACUACCAACGAUUCGACAAUCGAGAAUGACAUCAAAAAUGUUAUUAAUGAUUUAAUUAACACUGAUUUGGUCAAUGAUAUCUCAAUCUCUGACCAUUCUGAGAUUCUCAAUGAUGUUAUUAAAACUGAUGACGAAAAUCUUGAAAAUGAAAAAGCUCAAAUUCCUCUCACCAAGAUCAUCGAUGAUCAAUUAAAUGAAGAUGACAACGAAAUCGAAAAGGCUAUUGAAAAGGCUCAAGAAUCAAUAAUCGAAGAUAUCAUAGAUUACGCCGAUGAUCAACCUGAAAUUUCUGCAAGUAAAGAAGUCGCAAAAAUUGUUGAACAAGUUAUUCAAUCAACUGAUGCUCUUGCUUCUGUAAUUGAUAAUUCUUUAAAAUCAACUGCUUCCUCAAAUAUCGUUAACAUUUCUGAACCUGUAACUGCUUCUAUCUCAAUUCAAAACUCACAACCCGUUCCUGUAAAUAAUAACACUACUGCUGCUAAUACUAAUGUUAACGUUAAUGCUAAUACCGCUCCUACUAUCCAAUCCUCUAUUCCAGAUGCUACUAAUAUUUCCUCUCAUACUGUUCCCCAAGUUCAAGUUCCAUCCCAGACUCAAUCUGUUCAACCUGUUCAACAAAUACAACCAAUCCAACAGGUUAAAACUCAGUCUCUACGUUUCUCACGGAGAUUGAACCAAGACGCCCCUGUUGUUUUACCAAAUGUUGCUUCUCAAGUCAAUUCUGUAGGUAUUACUUUUGGUUCCCUCAAUGUUGAUGACGAAAAACAAUCAUCUGCAAACACUCAAGCAACCCAACAAAAUAAUCAAUCUGUAUCCCAAUCUCAACAAUCAAUUGUUCAACCUCAAAAUAACGCUCAAUCACAAAACAAUUCUCAACAACAACAACAACAACAUCAACAGCAAAAUCAACAAAACCAACAAACUCAAUCACAAAGUAGAAAUCAACCAAUUCAUCAACAACAACAACAGCAACAACAACAACGUCCAUAUUUGUACAACCAACAAUCUCAACGUUCUUAUAAUAAUUAUUAUCCUUCUCAAGGUCAAAAUCAAAACCAAAACCAAAACCAAAACCAAAACCAAAAUCAAAACCAAAAUCAAAACCAAUUCCAAUCCCAACCACAACCACAAUCCCAACCUCAAUCCCAAGUCCAACAACCUAAACAAUUUGAUAACUACUAUAAUUAUCAAUCUCAUGUUCCCGGUUUCACGUAUCCAAAUGUCGAUUAUUCAUAUGAUCGUUCCAAUUUUAAUAGCUUGGCUUUAAAUUCUCAACCUUCUCCAGUUGUUACUAGCACUACUUCCUUAAGAGAUAAUAUUAGAAAUAAUGGCACAACUUCUAGCGGUACUAGCGUUUCUGGUGCUUAUGAUCAACCAGCUCCCUAUGGAAUUCCACCUCAAGUUCCAGGUAUGCCAAUAAGCACAGUUCCAGUCUCAGAUGUCACUGCAUCUCCAAUUGCUACCAAUGUUCCACCAACUGGACAACCAAAUCCUGCCAGCAAUGCGCCAGCACCAUACUCCAACCAACCAUAUUUCCAAAUUCCAUAUUAUUAUUAUCAAUAUCAAAAUUAUUUUGCUCAACCACCACAAUCAAAUUAUGGUCAUCAUUAUGGUCAACAUAAUCAACCACAACCAAAAAUGUAUAAUAACUAUUAUUCCAAUGGACCAUCCCAAGAUCCAACUAACGGACAACAAUCCACAGUUGAUACUACUGGAAAUAAUGGAGCAUCAAAUAAUAAUCAAUCCAAUGUUGGAGCAAAUGCGGGCAAUCAAGGAUCCAGCCAAAAUAAUCAAUCAAAUAACCAAGGCAAUCACACUCAAGGUCAAUUUUACAACCAUCAUAACAAUCAUGGAAACAACCAUAGUUCUAGUCAACAUAAUAACCAUCAACAACAGCAACAACAACAACAACUGCAACAACAGCAACUGCAACAACAACAACUGCAACAACUGCAACUGCAACAACCAAUGAUUAUGGGACAGCAAUUGCCAUAUGGGUUUAGUGGUUAUCCUGGUGAUUAUUCAAGACAAGUUGGAGGUAAUUGGUACUAAAAGAUUUUGAAAAAGGAUUGAUAAUUAUGAUUUUUUUUUUUUUAUUAAUUUUUAUCUUUUUCAUUUCUAUAAAAUGCUUUUAAUAUUCAAUUUUAUGAACAUAUUGAAUUUAAAAUAUUUUUGAUGUUAUUUAUUUGCUAAAUUGAUUUUCCAAGAUAACUUUUGAAUUAUUAUGAUAUUAGUGUAAGUUUU